Messenger RNA from Wasmannia auropunctata (little fire ant), 2677 nucleotides. RefSeq lists its product as uncharacterized. The coding region runs from base 628 to 2397 and encodes 589 amino acids. Gene Ontology annotation, molecular function: protein binding. The transcript is spliced from 8 exons. Lineage: Eukaryota; Metazoa; Arthropoda; Insecta; Hymenoptera; Formicidae. The record is from RefSeq and is a predicted model, not a curated record.
AUCUAACUCUAAUUCACAUUUGUACUCUACGCAUAGUCUAUACUCUAAUAAUAUCGAGUUUAUCAUCCGCAACUACGAUUCCUUCAUUUACAUUUUGAAUUUAUUAGAAAAGUUAUAUUAUAUACGUCAUUUCUGCAAUUAUCUAGAUCUCGAUAAAAAUUACAUCGCUGCCAGUAAUAUGGAUAUUUCCAACACGAUCGCUAAUAUAUUAUCGUAGUUCGAAAUCUCGCUGUGACAUAUAUGCGAUCGGCAUGAGACGCGAAUUAAUUAAUACGCAUGCACGACUUCGGUAACCUUAAACUAUAACCUCGCGCGCGAGUGAAGAGGUUUAAUUAAAUCGAGGCUAUUACGCAAUGUUAAAAUUUAAUAAGGGAAAGAGAGGAGGAAAAGGGGGAAAAAGAGGUGAGACAAGGGCUACGCGUUUCCGCGACGUUCCGUUGUGGACAUUCAUUUCGCUCGUGAAGGGCUCGAAAAAGGGCACGAGUUCGCCGUUUGAGCAACAUACUACAAGAGACCUAUAUAAGAUUCGGCUAUCGAUCGCGAUACGGGCGCGACAGCGCGCGCAACUUGGACGAGGAGUUGGACGUGGCUCCACCAGGCUCCAGUCACACACUCCAGUGCGCUGUGAUGCACAGUGAUGCACAAGCGGGAACGAUGUUGGACGGGGCGCGGCGGGUCGUUCCCUUGAUCCUCGUCGCCGUGAUCCUCCACCGCGCGCACGGCGACGCGCCGAACGCGCCGAUCCGCGCGAGCGAGAAGAGGCACGGCGGCACGAGCGACUAUCAGAUGUGCCUCGAGAGCUUCGACAUCCACAAGGACAAGAUCAUCAGGACCCAGGACUCGCGCGAGAUGGGCGCCAAGUUCCUGACCGUGCUGGACGUCGACUCCAGACUGGACUGCCUCAAGUACUGCUGCGAGACCGAGCGCUGCGACGUGUUCAUCUUCGAGGAGAAGAAACCGAGCAGCUGCUACCUCUUCCAGUGCGGCCCGCUGCACGACUUCAAGUGCAAGUUUACGAGGCACGCCAAUUAUACCAGCGCCGUGCGCACGAGCUAUCCCAUACAGAAUGUGCAGGUGGAGGAGGAAGUCAGGAUAUCUCAGCAGGAGCACGAGUUAAAAUCCCUUAGGAAAAGCAACGAGAUCACGUCGGAUUACGGAUUCACGGAAACGCCUGUCAAGGCUGUGGUCACGCAGGUGGCAAAAGUGACAGUGACUACGCCAGCAGCACCGGUCAAGCCAGCUUGCAGCAGAAAUCAGUACGAGUGUCGUUCGUCCGGAGACUGCAUAGCCAUAUACAACGUUUGCGACGGUAUCCCGCAGUGCGCGGACGGCUCCGACGAGGCGGCGGAUCUCGUGUGCCCCACGGAGAAACCGACGGUCCCCCCGAUAAUACAGAUGCCACGUCCGCCCGCCGAUAUGCUGCGAUAUCAGCAGAUAGUCGACCAGCGCAAACUCCUGCCCCCGUUCUAUCCCGGGCCGGAGAUCAAUCCCAAGACCUGGGACAUAUCGAAUCUGGCCCAUCAGAUUCUGCCGCAGUCGCAUUCGCAAAGUAUUCUGUAUCCCGGCCAACCGGUGGAGGUGCAGCCGCAGAUGCAGAUGCCCAAGAAUUACGGAUCGUCGUCGGGAUACCAGUGGGAAUACCAGCCCUUGUACGAGCAAAACAAGGAUCCCUACGCUCCCGUUAAUCCUAUUCGCGAACAGCAUAUAAACCCCUACGAACAACAACCGCACAUAUUCAAUCACAAAGGCUCGAGCGUCAUAGGAAACAACGAGGCGGACAGAGGGCCGUAUAUGGAUUCCAAGCAUUCGUAUUCUCCGCAUUUUCCAUCGUCAAAUAAAGUGCCAGUUUGGCACGAGAACCCCGUACAAUUUGCACCGUCUGUCGCACCGAAUUCUGAACAUAAGCAACAGGCCAAUGAUGUGGAAAAUCUUGCAAUAAUUACGACGACGGCCGCUUGCGAUACCUCGGAGGAGCAUAAAAGUGAGUUGAUAAAUGAGAAUAAAGAGCCUGUAAAGAAGGAAGAAAAAACCAAUACAUACUUGACGCAUGUAAAGACGAGUAAACAAAUUACUGAAAGACCAACUUUAACAGCGAGUGAGGUUAUCAAACAUAACCGUGAAAAAGAGUCGAAAGAUCGUAAAACGGUGAUUGUAAUCGAAGAGCCCCCGAAGACACACGACAGAACUGACGUUAUUGCGGAGCAUCUUCAAAUAAUUGAAAAUGACGUUUUAAGGCCCAAAGGUGCCGUGGUGUCGUUGUCACUGGGACUUAUCGCGACCGCGAUCACGGCCGCUUUGAUCGUUUGCCGUUUGCGAGUGGUAAAACGGCGUGGAAGAUGCGGGCACGGACCUUUCGCGCACGACGCCGAUUAUUUGGUUAACGGAAUGUAUUUAUAAGCGAAUACGCGCGCGCGAGUUGCUUAUAUAAAUUUAACAAGUCUAGUCCGCAAGCUAGUCAUUUUAAUGUAUUUAUCUCAUGUAUUUUCGUACCACGUAUUUUCAUGGGCAAAUGAUCGAGAUCCCUGUCAACAGAUUUAUGUCACUCUCUAGAGGUAGAACCCUUCUUAUACCAUGCAUACUUAUUCAACGUUAAAUAAAAUUGCAAGUGUUUCUGUGAUUAUCGAUAGCAUUUUGAUAUAGAGAAAUGUAAAAAUCAAUAAAUUGAAUUAUUGUUAUA